This is a messenger RNA of Camponotus floridanus (Florida carpenter ant), 964 nucleotides long. It is a transcript of the gene Dhpr, whose product is annotated as dihydropteridine reductase. NCBI's taxonomy places the organism in Eukaryota, Metazoa, Arthropoda, Insecta, Hymenoptera, Formicidae. Gene Ontology annotation, biological process: L-phenylalanine catabolic process; tetrahydrobiopterin biosynthetic process. Gene Ontology annotation, molecular function: NADPH binding; 6,7-dihydropteridine reductase activity; NADH binding. Bases 117 to 830 code for a protein of 237 amino acids. The record is from RefSeq and is a predicted model, not a curated record. Gene Ontology annotation, cellular component: cytoplasm. The transcript has 5 exons.
UAGCACUCCUUCAACGACACUUUCCGACAGCUGCUCCCGCGCGCAUUCGUAUCAUUCCGUCAUCAAUCGCGGAAUCUCGGGAUUGGAUCUCGCGAAAUCGUAUCAUUUAUUGAACAAUGGCCACGGUACUUGGACGUGUAAUUGUGUAUGGGGGUAAGGGUGCCCUCGGCUCGGCUUGCGUAUCGCAAUUUAAAACCCAGAAUUGGUGGGUUGGCUGCAUUGAUACAAAUCCAAAUGAACAAGCUGAUUUAAGUGUAAUUGUAAAUCCUGACAAUGAUUGGCUGCAGCAGGAAACGAAAAUUCUGGCCCAAAUUGAAAAUACUCUGAAAGAUGAAAAAGUUGAUGGUAUUAUUUGUGUAGCUGGAGGAUGGGCUGGUGGCAAUGCAGCACAUAAAGAUUUUGUAAAGAAUAGUGAUUUAAUGUGGAAACAAAGUGUUUGGAGUUCCAUUAUAGCUGCUAGCAUUGCAUCUCGAUAUUUGAAGGAAGGAGGAUUUCUUUCUUUAACUGGUGCAAAGGCAGCAUUGGAAGAAACACCAGGUAUGAUUGGCUAUGGUAUGGCAAAAGCAGCAGUUCAUCAAUUGACAAAAUCUCUAGCGGCUAAAGAUAGUGGUCUUCCUUCCAAUAGUUUGGUAGCUUGUAUACUACCUAUUACUUUGGAUACACCAAUGAAUAGAAAAUGGAUGCCAAAAGCUGAUACAAGUACAUGGACUCCACUUGAUUUUGUGUCGAAUUUGUUUUGGAAAUGGUCUCAGAAUCAAGAUCGACCUACUAAUGGUUCUCUCCUGCAGCUUAUUACUAAGGACAAUAAGACAGAACUAAUUACAGCUUAAAAAUAUGGAACAGAUAAAAUUCGUGGGAACAAAAAUCUCAAAGCAUUUAUGACAAUAUACAUAUAUUUCAUUUUUAUUGUUGCAUAAAGAAGGAAUAUGUUCAGAGACAAAUCCUUCACCCAUACAAUCUUUAU